AUGAGCAAUAUCUGGUACCUUGCACGCAUCGAGGAGGAAAGGUUCGCGGCCACAGCAGCACUGUUUGCUAUGUACACGAAACAGCAAUCUAUUCGCGAGCCUACCCCUGUGCUUCCUGAAGACGACGAUGAUAGUUCAAAUGAAGAGGAUAUCGACGAUGACUGGCAAACGACAGUGGCUUGCGAAAAGCUUCACCGAGCCACUGGGAAUGCUCUCAAAGACAAAUCCCUCGAUCGACUCUCAGAAUUGCUUGCGCGCGAAAAGACCUCCAACUUAUACCCUAAACAAUCCACUGUAAAGCACGUAGCUGCUGCAGUUUGGAUCAAUCUCAGCUGUGACUAUCCAACAACGAUUCUUUUGGCUAAGAACGAUGGCCUUGAUGAGCGCGAUCGCAAACUUCGAGCAGACAAAGAAGGACUUAUCGGGUACGCCCGUUUCAGGUUGGAGCUCUAUGUUUCUCAAAUCAGCCAAUGCAAAGUCGAUGUCUCGGGACUAGAUGUUGACGACCCAUCGACUGUGCAGAUUCAACGCCUCCUCCAGCUCUGUGGAACAUAUAGCAACAGUCCAAGCAUCCUUUCCCUUAGGGAAGCAGUGGACUUGGCCUAUGAGCUGCGGUGCGCUGACUCACAUCAACUCAAGGAACCGUCCUUCGCCAAAAUCUCCGAGGCGGUCUUAAUGCUCAGCCGGCUCCGUGCUGCGUAUGAGUGCUUCAAGACGACUGCGCUCAGUUUUCCCGAGUUUAGAUCUCUUGAGUGGAAGUCGGUGGAGUCUCCCCACAAAGUCGGCAUUGAAGCAAGCAGGUUCUGCAAGCAGGUGCAAAGCUUAGCCAAGAAAGUUCACCGUAAGCAGCUCGCGAAAGGUAGCCAUGCUCAACGCUACUAUAAUGCAUCGUGGUUGCAUGUUCAUGCGGAGAUGCAAAUCCUUGUAGAUCUGGAAUCUGAGUUAAAGUGGCAGCAAAGAGUCCAUGGUUACAUCGGAACCAGCAAGAAACCAUGCUUCUUAUGUAACGAACUUCUCAGAAAUUAUGUCAGACUUUCCGUGGACGGCAUACGUACCUCAGCUUUUCGUGCUCGGACGUCUCACGGAAAGGUGUGCCCGCUGUGGACACUACCAUCUAUCCCGGCUUCUGCACCACCAGGCAUUGGUAUAUCUAUAGCUGCAGCACUAAUACAAACCCACAGCUACAUCCUUCAAGUUCUCUCUGCCGGUUUAGUAGUAAUCCAACCAGCUAUAGCAGAGUCUUCAGUUGGUAUGUCUGAGGCAGGCGCAUUACCUGGUGCAAUUCCAUCUAAGCUGAAGCUUGAGUAUCUCGCCCAUAAACGAAACAAGACCGCAUGCACGCCAGCAGAAAAACUAGAUGAAGAUGGCGACACCUUUGGUCCGAAACUGAAGACGGUUCGGGUACUUCGGAUACCGGCUGACGGAAGCGUGCCCAGACUGGUACCUAUUGCCUAUCAUGCCCAGUCCCCAGAGUCCAAACGCUGGAUUCCAGAGCUCGGCCUCCACAUCGUGCCUGACUUUCGUGAAUACUGGGCGGCCUACCAUGUUGACCGUAAACUCAGAUGCUUCAAUGUUAACAAUCAACCCACUAAAAUGAUCGAAGGGCACUGUUGGAUUUAUCGGAACGAGAACAUUGAUCUUCCAGAGAAUGAGUACAUCAAGCGAAUGCUUGGCCUUGAUCGCAUUGACUUUUCAAGACGCUUUUACUACGGCGACGUUUUCAUUGUGAAAUACACUGAGCAUCCAACAACCCUCGCAUGUGAAGUUAACAUACCAAAAGCAUUGCUCCCGCAGUUAAUCGCGCUGCUGAAGACUGUGUUCCAGAGCGAAUGGGAGAAGGCAUAUCUCGAAUCACAGCUCCGAAGCGAUCAGACUCCAGUUGAGCGUGAAGUACUAGAUCGUAUGCCACCAAUUGCCUUGGAGAUACUAGCGAUUCAGUUGUGCGAUGAUGAUGGGUUGAUUCAUUCAAGUGUAAGUCCUUCUGACGACCCGGAUAUCAUGGCAAUCAGGGAGGUGAGAAGGCCGAGGGCAUUAGACUUGAUGGGCUGGAAUGGGUUCCAGAGUUCACAGCUGUAA
Bipolaris zeicola 26-R-13 is the source of this 2076-nucleotide messenger RNA. RefSeq lists its product as uncharacterized. The transcript is spliced from 3 exons. The record is from RefSeq and is a predicted model, not a curated record. Bases 1 to 2076 code for a protein of 691 amino acids. NCBI's taxonomy places the organism in Eukaryota, Fungi, Ascomycota, Dothideomycetes, Pleosporales, Pleosporaceae.